AAAGAAAAACACAAAAUGAGUUUUCUCUGUCCUCUCAAACUUCAACUCACACCUGCUCUUCAUCUCCUUCCUCCGGAAUUGUUAUUCCUCCUCCUCUUAAAAGUUAAAACCCUAACUACUCUCCUCCAACAAAACCACCAGCUGCUUGUUAAUCACCACCACUAGUCGGCUGCGCCACCUUCCAUCGUGGGUUGUAAUUUGGGGACUUCCGAGUUCCGACCACCUCUCCUCUUCCGUUGCUAUUCUUGGUGUUGACGACAGUCAUUUCAAAGGUAUGCUGAAUGAGGCUUAUUCAAUCAAUUUUACUUACUCUUCACGGACAAAAGCUUCUAAACUAAGUUGACAUAGUAAGUUCUGCAAAUGGAAUGGCCCAGUGGCCCUGCAACCAGUCCCUGCGUUCCUGCUGCAAGGAAAAAGAGAAGUAACUUCCAUCGAAGACCUCAUCCUGAUCCAAAGACGAUUGCCAGUUUCCUUAAUGUUUUCACUGUCCCUAGCUCACCUGCAGAGUAUGAAGCUAUUAGCUUACAUUGCUCAAAUGUCAACUUAAGGAUUGGGACUAGUUCUGAAAGCUACUGUUCUCCUAGUGAUCACAACAGGUCUGAUAUAAACAAGCUGAAAAAAGUGAAACUAAAGCUUGGUGGUAUCACCCAUACAAUUCACACAAAACCCACAACAGAGAUUGCAUUUGAUUCUCGUGAUGUCUCUGGUGCUCAUCUAAAACAGGACUUCCCCGAGAACAGUGUUCUUGAUGUAAAAGAGAACUUUUCAAGGAGGCACGUGGAUCAUAAGAGCAAGCGAGCUACCAAGAAAUUUGAUUUGGAUGAGGGAUUCGAUGAUGACGAUGAUGAGGAAAUUCGUUACCUAAAGAAACUCAGAGCUUCUAAGGCUUCUUCUGGCUAUGUAGACAGGCAAGAGGAGAAUGGCAAGAAAAGUAAAGGGAUUGUCACUCUUAUGGGUCUUGAUUAUAGUGAUACAAAAGAUGGUAAAAGGAAGUCAAGAAUUAAAGAGGAUAAUGAUUUCGAAAUGGAGUUGACAUCCGACGAUGAACUCAAAAGCAAGAGGAAAAGGCUUACAGGAGAUUUAGUUGAUCCUACCGGCCGAGAGUUGACCAUAAAAACACGUAAACGAGCGCUUGAGUGCCCUGAAUCUGGCGGCCUGGUGGAGUACCCAAAUGGUUUACCCAGUGCCCCAUCCAAAAAGCAACAGCUGUCUGAAGUGGAGCAACAAGUGAGGAAGGCUGAGGUUGCACAAAGACGGCGUGUCCAGGCUGAGAAGGCAGCUAAAGAAGCUGAGGCUGAAGCAAUCAGAAGAAUUCUUGGGCAAGACUCUAAUCGGAAGAAGGGAGAGAAGCUGAAGAAGCAACAGGAUGAACUGGCUCAGGAGAGGCUUGGUAAGGUUUCAGAACUUGGACCAAACACAAUUAGAUGGAUCAUGGGUCCACAUGGUACAGUGGUUACUUUCUCUGAAGAUAUGGGGCUACCAAAGAUACUGGAUCCCCUGCCUUGCAGAUAUCCUCCACCGCGUGAGAAAUGUGUAGGACCAAAUUGUACUAAUGAAUACAAGUAUCGGGAUUCAAAGUCGAAACUCCCUCUGUGCAGCUUGCAUUGCUACAAAGCAGUGAGAGGGAAUGUGGACCUUCUGCCUGCUUGCUGAUCUUAACACUGUUAGCGCCCUUUUUGUCCAGGAUGACCUCAUUUUACUGUAAAUGAUGUUCAUAGUAAUCUGACCUCGGUAGUCUUCCCGGAAGCAACAACUUCGGAAAUUAAUUAUGUAUCUAGAAUUCUAGAUUAGCUUAGAUUAGAACUUGUGGCAAGAUGGUGUAGGAGCUAGAAAUCAGGAAGAUGAUUUUUGGCCAGUGUAACCUGAAAUUCUAUUGCAUUGUAACCAGUUAACUGCCUGCUGUAUCAAGUGACUUUAGCUUUGUGUAAGUUGUCUAUUAGCUGAAAUGAAAUGAGAAUGUGUAUUUCAGACUAA
Spinacia oleracea (spinach) is the source of this 1974-nucleotide messenger RNA. RefSeq lists its product as uncharacterized. The coding region runs from base 361 to 1653 and encodes 430 amino acids. The record is from RefSeq and is a predicted model, not a curated record. Gene Ontology annotation, cellular component: Ino80 complex. The transcript is spliced from 7 exons. Gene Ontology annotation, biological process: chromatin remodeling. NCBI's taxonomy places the organism in Eukaryota, Viridiplantae, Streptophyta, Magnoliopsida, Caryophyllales, Amaranthaceae.